This is a messenger RNA of Aspergillus heteromorphus CBS 117.55, 2616 nucleotides long. Its product is annotated as DnaJ domain protein. Lineage: Eukaryota; Fungi; Ascomycota; Eurotiomycetes; Eurotiales; Aspergillaceae. Bases 1 to 2616 code for a protein of 871 amino acids. The transcript is spliced from 4 exons. The record is from RefSeq and is a predicted model, not a curated record.
AUGGUCAAGGCAGACGUGCGGAGGGACUACUAUGCAGACCUGGGUCUCACCCCUAGUGCGGAAACAGAGGAUAUCAAAAAGCAGUUCCGAAAACUAGCUCUAAAAUACCACCCGGAUAGGAAUCCCGGCAAGGAGGUCGAAUUCAUCUCCAAGUUCCAGGCCAUCCAGGCUGCAAACGAGAUCCUGAGCGACCCCCAACAACGUCUCAGGUACGAUACGGAUCGCUUGCGCGCUGGGUACGGAAAGCUCUACGGUCCGCCGCCAAAAGCCAAUACGCCUCGCAAGACUCCCGCGAGCCCCUACGCCUCCUCUUAUUCUCCGAAACCUCAGCCCGCUAAGCCGGCGGCGUUUUCGACCCGUCCUCAGUCCUUCCAUAAUGGCCCGUCGACCGGCGCCCAGCGCUACGCGAGCUAUGCCCGAGCGGCCCCGAAACAACCGUGGGAGAAGAUGCAGGAUGAGGGGCAGACAAGGGCCGAUGCCUAUAGGGGCUUCCAGGAGAUGAAGGGCAACGCGCCAGGCGGGUGGUCGUCUUUUGAUCCCCGCACCGGGUAUUCUGGCACUGCACCGAGAAAAGGACAGACGCCGAGGCCCAAAUCGGCGUACGAGUACUUCAGAGAGUCCCCCAAAGCAACAAGCCCAGAACCGACGCGGUCGCAAUCCGCGAAGAAGAAAUCAGGAUUCGCCCCACGAGCAGCCGCGGGCGGCGACGAACCCAUGGCCACAAACACAUCCGCCUACACGAACGUCCCCCGAGCCGAACGCUCCCAGACCCCGAAUUCCUUCUUCGGCGCCGCUCCCUCGCCGACCGCCAGAAAGGCCGCAGCUUUCGGCCAGAAGCGGGCGGAAAACUCGAGUACCCCGGACCGUGAACGAUCGAGCAGUAGGUACGCCAGUACCGGGGGAGAGCGAACGUUCUUCUCCAGUACCGGACUAGGACGCUCCGCCAGCACUCGCGAUUCAACGGAGAGUCCUAAACCCCGUCCGAGAACAAAUCCUCCGAGCCCCUCCCCGCCUGAGACCGGUCGACACCGCAGUGCUAGUCCUAAGUUGAAGAAGGAUCAGAAUCGGAAUUACUCGUCUACGAGUUCCAGUGAGGAUGAGGAUGACUUUUUUGCCCGCAAGCCCAAGGCCGUUCCGAAGAGUAGACUGCACCCGCAUAGGAAAUUUAAUGGGUUUCAUGCUGAGCAGACGGCGAACCCGACACCUGAGAGUGGCUCUGGACCGGACAAUACCGGACAGACCAAGGAUCCCUUCGAUACGUCCGCUUUCUUUGGGGAUGGAAGUCCUUUGAAGUCUCCUAAAAAAACAGAAUACAGUACCCCGAACAGAAGCUUCAAGAGCAGCAGUCACGAACAGUUGCGUCAACCAUUCACCGCAAGAAGCUGGGAGGAUGCAGAUUUCUUUUCCUUUGCGCAGUCAGAUAAGGAACCGAAGAAGCGUGGACGAGGCCGCCCUUCAAGGCAAGCUCCAGGAACCGAUCGUCCGACAAGGAACUCGCAAACCACAGCUACCACAGACCCCCAACCCGCCCACCCGGAGUCGGCUUCAUCAGAAAAGCCUGCCCCCUUUGCCCAGGCAAAGUUCUCUGCGGACGCAUGGUCCGAGAAGUUUUCCAACAUGUCGUGGGCUAUCCCGACCAGUGACGGUUCCCAGCAAAAGCAGACAAGCACGUCACAGCGCCAGAAGAGUCCCCGGAAGCCGAGGUCGGGAACGAUAUCGCGACCUGUACCACAACCUGCUAGCGUCGCGACAGAAGCCGAGGAGGCGCGGACUACCGUGAAUGCAGACAACAGCCCCAAAUCAGCCAAGGUGGACGACGUUGAUGUCGAGGCUAUGGAUGUUGAUGAUACCCCGCCUGCUAGGAGUGCCGAACAAACUACAGAGCCGGCGAAUGCUGAUAAAGAUGACAAAAAGGAGAUGCCACCGCCCAAAUCGAGGCCGUCUUCUGCCAAGGCAGGGCCAGAUGAGAGUACGAAAUUGUUCGAUCUACAUGACCUUGGUAGCACGGCCCCUUUCACUCAAAACAACAGUGGCGGCAUCGACGAUUUGCAGGAUAUCAGUGCCUCUCUUCCAUUCGAGUCCCGGGCGAAGUAUCCCAGAACAUCGCUGCGCGAUAUCCGCCCGCGCAAGUUGAAGUUCCCGAACCCGCCAAAACGGCCGAGUCAACCGCCGCUGGUCCCUGUUAGUGCAGGCUCGAAAGAGCCUGGGCUGCCUCGGGCUGCGUGGAAGCGCUAUGCCGCAGAGAUGAGUGCCUACAUGCACGACUGGAAGGCCUUCAACAAACGGAUGGUGGAGUAUUACAAUAAGCACCAGGAGGCCACCGAGACGGGCAUGGCACCAAACUGGGCCACUGCUAUUGGCGACUCGACACAACUGAAAAUUGAUCAACCCGAUGAUCAGGACGACGACGAUGACAAAGAGCUCUAUGGAGAUGCAAGGGAUUAUCGUAUGGUGGCCGGCAGUGGGAAGGCCGGGGUCCGGGCCUAUUUCUUUGGGUUGGAUGACGACAUCCAGGCCAUGAAGCACUUGGAAGUAGCACGAGAAGGGCACCGAGAAUGCAUACUCGAAUUUGACGAUGUUCGUGAAUGGAUUCGCAACGGUGGAAAGUUGAUCUAA